AUGAAGCAGGAUACGGCCCCCCAGUACGAGAGCUUCGUCAACCCGAGUGACCUGCUCAAAUGGGUUGAAGAGCAGCCUGAAGAGUCAUGGACUUCUAUCGCGCAAGAUGUGUUUGAUCAUCUCCUCUCUCUGGCCGCCCAGCCCAAGGGCGUCUCGGGCAACUCCUGCGUGAAGCUCUGCGGGUUUGUCGAACAGAGCUCAAAGUCGGACAAGCCGGCGCUGCGGCAAUGGGCCUUCUCCCAAGAGCCCAGCCUGCGGCUGUUCAACUUCUACAUCAAGUGGAAUGAGACGGAGCAGCACCGGUCCAUGAAGCUGGUCCUGGACCUGCUGCCCUCGCUCAUCCGCCGCAACCCGGACCCGGCCGCCGCCGAGACCGUCAAGACGACCGUCCUCGACACCCUCAUCUCCAUCAUCGGGCCGCAGUCCACCAAGCCCCUGCUCAAGUCGUCGCUCAAGGCCAUGGACCACUUUGCGUCCAAGUCCGUCUUCACCGUCGACGACAUCGCCGCGAGCUACCGGCGCACGCAGCCGUCGUGCAGCUGGGCGUCCGCCAUUGGGCUGUGGCAGGACUUCUUCGGCCAGAUGCUCGACUGGAUGACCAUGCACUACGUCUGCCCCACCGCGGGCAAGUUCAUCGUCACUAUUUUCAGGGCGCUGCGGCAGCGAUCGCUGAAGAGCCCGCAAGCCGUCGCCGCCGAGGAGCAGUUCAGCGUCGAGACGUGGCUCCGCUGGGUGCAGGCCGCCAUCUCCAAGACGCCGUCUCUCCUGGAGGGCAUCAAGACGUACGUCUUUCUCCCGCUGUUCAGGGACGAACGAAAAGACUCGGUCCAGAUCCUGGAGCAGAUCAACAGCAUGUGGUCUGCAUCUGGCUCGGCGGUAGCCGAGCUGGACACGUUGGCCCAGCUAAACCUCGCCGUUCUCGAAGUCGGCAAGAAGGUCGGCAUGGUCGAGGAGCCCGGUGCCAUCUACAGAGAGGAGUCCUCCUCGGUGAUCCUGGAAGAUGGCGUGCUCGAGAGGGUACUCUCUCACCCUUCCCACGAGCUCCGCUCGCUAGCGCUGUCGCUCAUUGUCGCCUCUCCCUCCACGACAAGGCCGUAUUCCCCGGUUGCUCUUCGUCUUUUGCAGGCCCACCUACCAACGUAUUUCUCAGAAUCGGACGCCAAGUUCCGCAUGGAGGUGCUGAGCAAGCUGAAGGACAUGUUCAAGCGGAACAGAGGCGCCAUCUUCAUCCUCACCAAGAGCUUGGCCCGCCUCAAGGCCUUCGACGGUGCGGCCGCCGCAGCAAAUGGCGCGCCGAAACCCGCGCCCAAGGCACCGAAGCAGGCAAACCACCGGACCAAUAUUCUGUUCUGGCCCGAGGACAAGCUACGGGAGAGCCUGAAGCAGCACGAAGAGUUCCUGGCAUGGUACGUUGGCUUCCUGCGAUCCGAGUUGAUCCCCACCGCGUCGUUCCAGCGCCACUUCACGUCUCUGCGGGCAGUUGCCUUCAUCCUCAAGCUCGAGGCCGACCUCGCCAAGACCUGGGAGACAGAGGACGACGACGUUCUUUUCUUCAACCUUUUUGACGACAGAUGGACGCGCACGCUUCUGGACCUAAUCAUGGACCCCUUUGACGACGUCCGAGAAAACGGCACGAGCGUCCUGAAGAGCCUGUUCGCCGAUGAGCGCUUCAAGUGCCUCGUUGGCACGCAGGGUGUGUCGCACACCCUUGAGGAGUUCUUGUCGAGAGCCGAGGACAUCGCAAGGAGGACUGCCCGCGCCGACCACGCCGACGGCGUUGCCCGGACGAACGAGCUGCUUUUCAGGUUCUACGACGGCAGGAACGCGCAGAUUGCGCACAUUUCCAAGUUGGUGGACCUUCUCGAGAGCAAGCUUACGCUCGCCGAGGCCGAUUUGGGCAACGCCGUCCUGGAGGCUCCCGUCCACGGCUACUUCGCGUCUCUUCGCUACAUUUGGCAAGCCACUGCCGAUAUGAACUUCACUCAGUCCGAGCUCGAAUUGAUGACAUCACUCCAAGGCCGCAUCGUCAUGUGUUGCCGACGGAUUUGGGCCGCAGUCAGGGACAUCCUUUGUGACGACUCACCCGAAGGUCACCUGCCGCAGGAGCUCGAGGACCUCGAAGGUCUCGAUACCAAGGAUUUGCUGAGCUACAGCUUCCGCGCCAUCCACGAGUCUAGUGCCUUGAUGCGCGUCAUGGUCCUGUCGCUCAAGACCAAGGCCAAGGAGGGGACCCUGCGUCCCUCGACGGAACUCUUCACGGCCGUCGGUUCGUUGACCUUUGACCAGCUUUCCAGCCUGCGGCACCGCGGUGCCUUCAACACCGUUUCCCUCUCGUUCGCGACCUGCUGCCAGCUGGUCAAGCACCUAGAAGACCCGAAGGCCGGUCACGGCGGUGACGAAACUCUCCUCGACAUCUGGUACAAGGGAACCAAGGAGUGCAUCUUCGCCCAGGCGUCCACCACGCGACGCUCCGCCGGCAUCCCGGCCAUGAUCACGGGCAUCGUCUCCGCCAACGCGCCCCAGCCGUCGUUCGACAAGGUCAUCGAGGAACUCGUGACGAUCGCGCAGAAGCCUGCCUACAAUUCCGAGUCGGACGGGUCCAAGCUGCCCCAGGUCCACGCCCUCAACUGCCUCAAGGACAUGUUCAAGAGCUCCUUCAUCACCCAGCUCGGCAAGUCCGCGCCUCACAUCCCGCGGUGCCUCGAGCUCGCGGCCAGCAGUCUCAAGUCGGAAGUCUGGGGCAUCCGCAACUGCGGCCUCCUCUUCCUCCGCUCCCUCCUCGACAACCUCUUCGGCACCAACGAGAGCAAGGCCACCCUCGAGGCCGGGUGGGACGGCAAGACGACACGCCUGCAGUACCACAAGUACCCCGUCCUGCCCGGCGUCCUCCUGAACCUCCUCCGGUCCGGCCGCGAGGUCAUGAAGCCCACCACCCUCGGCAGCACCAUUGCCGCCGAGUCCGUCUUCCCGGCCCUCGACAUUCUCCGUCGCGCCGGCCCGCCCGACGCCUCGCGUGAUGAGCUCUACGGCCUCGUCGCCGGCUACCUCGCCAGCCCCGUCUGGCACGUCCGCGAGAUGGCUGCCCGCGCGCUUUGCUCGUUCCUGCUCAAGGACGACGACUGGGUCGCCGCCGCAGCCGCCAUCGUCGACGACGCGCUGGCCGCCGCGCCCGCGAGCAGGAACAACCACAUCCACGGCGCGCUGCUGACCGUAAAGGCCGUCUUCGAGCGGCUCUCGGACGUCGCCCCGCAGAAGCUGUCGUCCGCCGUCCCGCGCCUGACCCGGAUCCUCUCCAAGAUCGAGGCCGGCGACCCGGGGGCCUUUGAGCAUUGCCCCGACAUCCGCGCCGCCCACCUCGAGGUCGAGAACCUCGUCUCCCUCUUCGCCCUCUCCCACCCGAUGCCCGAGCCCGCCGCGCACCUCUCCACCGCCCCCGAGUCCAUCUCGCGGCCCCCGCAGAGCGCCCUCCUCCGUACCCAGCUCGCCGUCGCCGCCGUCCACGCGACGCAGCCCGCCGCCUCCGCCGCCUCCGCCGCCUCCGCGUCCCUCCGCGAGAUCCUCCUGUCGACGAACGCCGCCAGCGUCGAGGCCACGAUCACGACGCUCGAGACCCUUGCCGCGGUCCACCACCCGCGCCUUGCCCCCGAGGCAGCGGCGUCCUACGCCGCGCUGUACACCGACCUGGCCCUCUCGACAGCGCACCCGGACCCGCGCGCAGCGGCCCUCAACAACCUCGCCGAGGUCCUCGACCUCGUCCUCGCCUCCGCGGGCCCCGCCGCCAAGCAACCCCCCGCCGGCCUCCCGCCCGCGGAGAAGCUCGCCGGGCUCUGGCAGGACCUCGUCUCCAAGACGAUGAACCCCAACCUCUCCAACGCCGUCGUCCGCGCCAGCGGCCCAAUCAUGGCGGCCCUCGCGGCCUCGCCGUCCGCGGACAAUGCGGCGCCCGCGCGCGCCCUUCGCGGCUGGGGCCGGAUGAUGUCCUCGGCCCUCCUCGACUCCCGCCCCUUCGACACCCGCAUCGCCGCGACGGCGUCUCUCGCCUCCUUCUUCGCCUCCUCAGCCGCCGCCGCCGACGACCCCGACGACGCCGCCCGCCUCCCCGCCCUGGUCGCCCUCUACGACGCCCUCAACGACGACGACGACGAGGUCCGCGACCUGGCCUCCGUCUCCGCGGGCCGCGUCCUCGCCCGGCCCCUCGCCGCCCUCGACGCCGCCCCGCUCCUGCUCGCCCGCAUCGCCCGCGACUACCGCGACGCCCCCGCCUUCCACGCCCUCCUGGCCUCCCGCCUCGCGGGCCACAGCGGCGACGACGCGUGGGAGCCCGCGGAGGCGCAGCUCGCGACCGCCCUCCGCUUCGACGACUCCCUCUUCGUGGUCGAGGAGCAGAACCUCUUCAUCGACGAGGUCCGCGAGUCGACCCGCUGGGCCGCCGUCCUCGAGGACGUCUUCUCUCCCUCAUCCUCCUCCUCAUCCUCCUCCUCCUCCUCUUCCACUCCUGCGUCGUCUUCUUCCGCCACCGCCACCACCACGGCCCUGACGCAGUGGACGUCCUCCGGCCUCGACGCCCUCCUGGGCCUCGUCUCCCCCGACGAUGCCGUCGACGGGCCCCUCGGCUGGGCCUCAGACCCCCAGGUCUACGCUGUCUGCGCCCGCGUCCUCGUCUGCGCCGCCGCGCUGACACGGACGGGCGCCGCCGACGCAGAGCUGCUGCAGAGCAAGCUGGAGCGGUUCCGGCGCGCGGGUCGGCGCGGCCGUCUGCACGGGCUACUGCUCGACUUGGCGGCCGUCUAG
This is a messenger RNA of Colletotrichum navitas, 4791 nucleotides long. RefSeq names its product putative death-receptor fusion protein-domain-containing protein. The record is from RefSeq and is a predicted model, not a curated record. Gene Ontology annotation, biological process: tRNA methylation. The transcript is spliced from 7 exons. The coding region runs from base 1 to 4791 and encodes 1596 amino acids. Gene Ontology annotation, cellular component: cytosol. Lineage: Eukaryota; Fungi; Ascomycota; Sordariomycetes; Glomerellales; Glomerellaceae.